AUGUGUUACAAUGUCGAAUGCGAAGGAUCGAUGUUACUCAUUCCAAAUCUUCAAGAAUCAAUCGUGGUGGUCAAUGAGAGUGGUCGAUUUCUCGUUAAAGCUGAAGCUUUCGUUUGUGAUAGUUGCAACUCUCGUACAAGAGCCACAAUCGAUGACUAUGUAUUUUCUGGAUUUUUCCCUGGAAGUUUAUCGCCAAAUGUCACCUAUCUUUUUGCAGAAGAGGCACUUCUUCUAGGACACCACAUUACUCAUAAGUCUCCUGGGUCUUCAAAAAAAAUGUAUGCACAUUCUCUUGAAGAAGUAUCAACAGAAUAUGGCCGGAAUGGACCAAUAAAUGUAACAUUAUUUACUACUGCAGAAAGAGAAUGGGAAACCUGUAGACAUAAUAUUGACGACCAAGUGCUUGAAAGGAACAAAAUUGAUUGCCCCAGCUGUGGGAAAGAACCUUUAGUCAGAUCUUCUGACGCUAUCGUAAAAUUGAAUGGGAAACCUGUAGACAUAAUAUUGACGACCAAGUGCUUGAAAGGAACAAAAUUGAUUGCCCCAGCUGUGGGAAAGAACCUUUAG
Molecule: messenger RNA, 567 nt
Organism: Daphnia pulex (common water flea)
Lineage: Eukaryota; Metazoa; Arthropoda; Branchiopoda; Diplostraca; Daphniidae
Exons: 3
Coding region: 1-567 (188 amino acids)
Source: RefSeq, a predicted model, not a curated record